GGAGCUACACAAAUCAGGCUACAAAAACAACGGUCGCAAAGCGGAAAUCUAGACGACUCGACGGAUAUGGAAGGGCUUAAGGGCCUUGUGACCUCAAGGCAGCCUCGAGGUGACGGGGCAAAGUGGUUGUACUAGGUCUCCCCCAUACAAGGCUUUUUGGCCUUGACAUUCUUAAGCGCUCCAUUAUGUGGGCGAGAAGAACUCCUUAAUCGACUGUGAUCCUCCUCUACGCCUCUACGCCUCUGCACCUCUCCCUCAGCUUUAUCUCUGAUACUACACAUAUCCUCAAAAAGCCUUGCUAUCAUGCCCAACGUACGCAACAUCGUUCGUCGAUCCCGCCGGUUGUCACAUCAGUCACCGAUUGCAGCUGAAGAUUAUGUCUAUGAAGAUUCCUACUUCCCUCAGUCGGGCUAUUCAAGCGUUAGGACCGUUGGCAUUCCUUCGAUUCAUACCACACCCCCAUCGCCUGUUGGAACUAUAAUCUCUGCCUCCCACAUUUCUUCGUCACUAUCCCCUGUCCUAUCCCACUUGUUGUCGUUCCCUAAUCGUUCAUCGCACUCCCGUAAAAAAGAGGAAGGUCACAUACCCCGCCCUCCCAACGCCUUCAUCGUCUUUCGUUCUUGCCUUUGGAGUAAUGAGGAUUUCAGAAGCCUAGAAUCUGACCAUCGCAACGUUUCGCGCAUAGCUGGCGAGAGAUGGCGUAACUUGUCUGACGACGAGAAGGAACCUUUCGUGCAGAUGGCGAAAGAAGCUAAAGCACUGCAUGCGAAUAUGUAUCCCAACUACAAAUACUCUCCCUCUCAUCGCACUGUCGCGGGACCAAAACGGAAGGGGAGACGCAACAGCGAUGAGGAGAGGACCAAGUGUGACAUGAUCGCUACCCUCCUGCAGAAAGGAGUUGAGGGCUCUGCAUUGGCGCACGCGAUGGCACACGUCAAAUCUGAAGAUGAAGACGAGAUCAUACCGACACCCAUCAUCCCUCCACAAGCUCCCAUAGUCGCCCCCAGGGCUCUACCUCCUGUCCAAUCGCGUGAACAUCGCAAAAAGAAGGUCGCUGCUCGUCCUCGAGUCACCCGCCAAACCACUGCGCAACGUCGCGCCGCAGGCCUUGAUCUUGACGCCCCAAGGGCUUGUUUGUUCCCACUUGCCUCUGCUUCCCGGGAGGCCACACCUAUUCUGGAGCAAAUCAACAGUACCUCUGAACUGCUGUAUCCAGCCGAUAUGUUGGAUGAGUUCGUUCCUACUAAUGAAAUUCCACCUCUAAAUCUCGAUGCUAUAUGUGAUAUGAAGAUUGCAGAACAGGAGACAUCUGACAUCUUCUACUCAGGCAUCAAGCCAGCUGCAGGGCUUUCCUACUUCGGUGCUGAGCUCGAUGUCAUGCCUUUCAAUGACUCCUACUUCCUCGACCCCAGCCUGCAGUUGCCCCCCGACUCCACCCCUUAUCGAAAAUAACGACUCUCCCC
Molecule: messenger RNA, 1463 nt
Organism: Suillus subalutaceus
Lineage: Eukaryota; Fungi; Basidiomycota; Agaricomycetes; Boletales; Suillaceae
Exons: 4
Coding region: 304-1452 (382 amino acids)
Biological process (GO): regulation of transcription by RNA polymerase II
Cellular component (GO): nucleus
Molecular function (GO): DNA-binding transcription factor activity, RNA polymerase II-specific; RNA polymerase II cis-regulatory region sequence-specific DNA binding
Source: RefSeq, a predicted model, not a curated record